Messenger RNA from Armigeres subalbatus, 5408 nucleotides. Its product is annotated as SHC-transforming protein 1-like. Gene Ontology annotation, cellular component: plasma membrane. The transcript is spliced from 8 exons. The record is from RefSeq and is a predicted model, not a curated record. Gene Ontology annotation, molecular function: receptor tyrosine kinase binding; serine hydrolase activity. Gene Ontology annotation, biological process: cell surface receptor protein tyrosine kinase signaling pathway; intracellular signal transduction. The coding region runs from base 706 to 1968 and encodes 420 amino acids. NCBI's taxonomy places the organism in Eukaryota, Metazoa, Arthropoda, Insecta, Diptera, Culicidae.
AAACAUCAUCAGAAAGAAGAAAAGAUUUCAAUCAUCAAAAAGUUUGUUUUCUACAUUCCUCCGCAGAGGAAGAAACUCCGGUUCGGAAUUUGUGCGUCGUGCGUGCGUGAAAUCGUGCCUAGUCCUCCGGGAGUGUGUGAAUAGUGUGUUGCACAAACCCGGAACUAAUCCAUCAAGAGUGUAGUGCUUCGGACCAACCCCAGAUACCAUCAUCCGGUUCUUCAGUGAAAAAGGUGUCGGAAAACAUAGAAUCAGGGUCUUGCCUCGUCGCAAAUGAAACGAAAAAAUAUUUCAUCGAUGUAGUUUAAAACAAGAGAAGUGCUAAAAGCGUGAAAUGAUCGCAACAAAUACAUGUAAAAUAUAUGACUCAGUGCUUUCAAUUUGGAAGAAUAAUCGUUCGGUGCCAAGCAAAAGUAAACGUCGCGAGUGAGCAAGCAAUCAAGAAUCUCAAUGCAGCAUAAAUUGCGUCAACGAAGCCAAAAGAUGCGUGUGAUCAAGCUAAGCGUCUAGCGAAUAACUAAAAGCAAACAUUGCUUUCCGAGAAUCCCGAAUCAGUGAAAAAGAAGAGCAAGCAAAAGAACAGAAAGGCGAUCAAAACCAAAAGAAAAGUUAAGUCCGCUGUAACUAGUCGACCAGCAGCAGAUUACUUAAGCCCCCGACCGGGUGCUUUGACUCGAGUCGACUCGAGCGACAACGGCAACAACAAUGCCACGCAACGGUGAAGCUUCCGGCUUGGAUAAGGGUUUCAGCAGUAAACCAACGCCGGACUGGCUGCAUCCGGAUCAUGUUAUUAUGAACGAAGGUGUCACGUUCGAUGUGCGGUACAUAGGGUGCUUAGAGAUCAAAGCUUCGAUGAAAACAUUAGAUUUCGCCACAAGGUCACAAGUAGCAAAAGAAUGCAUCAACCGAGUAUGUGAAGCGGCUAGUUUAAAAUCAUCAAAGAAACGGCGAGUAGACAAACGGGUACUGCAGUGCAUAUCGGACUCACCGGACAUGGAACAUGCCGGCACUAACGUAACACUGACCGUGUCUAGCAAAUACCUCUCACUGGUUAGUGUGGACACGGGGGAUGUAAUCGCCCAGCACGAUAUGCCCCGGAUAUCAUUUGCGUCCGGUGGCGAUACGGACACGCUGGAUUUUGUAGCAUACGUAGCGAAGGAUAUGGAAGAGUGGCGAGCGUGUUAUGUGCUGGAAUGUGGCGGUGGAGUUGCGCAGGACCUAAUAGCCACCAUUGGGCAGGCUUUCGAACUGCGAUACAAAGAGUUUUUCAACAAACCGGAAACGCAGAACAAAUUCCGAGAGUUUGUCAAAACUGACAAGGAAUACUACAACGAUCUGCCGGACAAGAUGCCGCCAGAUUUGCUAACCGAGAACGAUCAUUCCUCGCAGUCGCACAGUUCUUCCAGUGUGAGAACCCGGGAAAGGAUAUCCAGUAACUUAAUAGAUCUGAACACACCUCUUCCAAAUCACGAUUACGUAAACGAUAAACAUUCUAAUACCAAUUCGCACAGCAAUAAGUCGGUAUCUUCCAGUUCUAUUGUGAAGGAUGUUUUUGAUAUGCAACCAUUUACAAUCUCGUCAGAAAUCCAGAAAUCUCAGCUGUUAACCGAAUCGUGGUACCACGGCAAUAUUAGUCGAGCACAGAGCGAGCACCUCCUGAAGAACGAUGGGGACUUUUUGGUGCGGGAAUCGGCAGGCACGCCAGGGCAGUACGUGCUGACGGGAAUGCAGAACAGUUUACCGAAGCACCUGUUGCUUAUCGAUCCGGAGGGAAUAGUACGAACCAAAGACCGAAUCUUCGAAAGCAUAAGCCAUCUGAUCAACUACCACUGGACGAACUCGUUGCCAAUCAUUUCCGCCGAAAGUGCACUGCUCCUGAGGCACCCCAUUCUGCGGACGACGGACCUCCUGUCGAAGGCGAAACAACAACAGCAAGCUCAACAGCAGCAACACCUGGGGCUUAACUGAGGGUGCGAGUGCCAGUGUUGCUCUCACGGUGGUCAAUCGCCGGAGCGCAGCGCGCUAAUGGAUCAACAUCAGCAGCUGGGCUGCUGCAGUAGCAGUAGCGGCGGCAGUUACAAGAAAGGGAAAAAGUAAUCCGUUUCGCCGGUAGCAGGCGACAGAUGAUGUAAAAAGCAAACACAAAGAACUGUAAAACGGUAAAACUAUAGAUCCUAUAUUUUCUUUUUACUUAUACUACUAUUUUAUCGAUCAAACGAAACAAGGGAAGAAGGGGGGGAAACUUCUAAAGUAAAGUAAUUUCGAAAUGGAUAACUUGAGUGGCAUGUAAAUCUAGUGAAGUGAGAAGGGCGAUCGACAUUUGGCAUGAAACGUGAAAUACCAAAAGAUUCUAUAAAUUACAAGCAAACAAAUAUAUUCUACCACAAGCAGGUACUUGAAAUCAGAAAAUUAUAAAUCACUAGAAGUUAGUAGAUUUCUUCUAAAACGAAAGAACAAACAUACAAUUACUAUUGCCGGAGGUAGAUGAAGAGAACAAACGACAUAUAUUAAAUUAUAUAUUGUUAUCAAUUACAGAACUGUUGGUUGAAGUAAUCACAGAAAAAAACUAGGAAACAUAACAAUUCCAACUGGGAAACAGUAUUUAUUUUUUGAUCUGAUUUUUCUACCUAAAUAUAAAAAUGUUUUCUUUACUUAGCAGCAUGCAUUUUAAGCAAUGUCAAAAACACAAAAAGGUGAUCCCGAUUAGUAUAAAAUCGUUUGUCGUGAAAUUAUUUAACAAUUUAGUCUAUAAUUCAAAACAAAAUAGAAUUUAAAGCUUUAUAACAGAACAUUUUAGUUUAUCUCUACUCUGUCCAUAAAUUCAUAACAGUCCUAUGUAGAUAGAAAAUCAAGCAAACAUGGGACUGCUGUGAAUUUAUGGGCAGUACUUGUCUUGUUAAAUCCAAUGGUUAGUUGUCCUGGCAUAUUUGUAUUAUGUGUAUUAGGGGUAAUGACUGCUUCAAUCAUGGAAACAUUUACGUUGAAAAAGUGAAGAACAAACUGUAACUGACAUACCAGGUCUCUUGAGUAAUUUCUUAUCCGUUGUCUAAUUCUAGAUGAUAAACCUACUGGCGGUAAGCCUUCUGGUCAAAGACAAUGUUUCCUUCCUCAUAAAACUUUAAUCCGCAAUUCCUCCAUUCCGUUUUACAAUAUCCGGGACUCUGUAAUUACAGUCUGUUUUUGAAUUUUAAACUAGUUUUAGAUUAUCGAAACUUGUUUUGUUUUUUCUUCAAGUUCGCGUUCUUCAAGAAACCCUGAGAAUUUCUGCAGCCCUACAAAAUUUAAAAUUAUCAGGACUUCAUUUGAAAAUUCUUGAAAAAAAUGGUUGUUCUGCUUGGAUUUGUGUAAUUCUGUUUCAGAUUUUUUCUGACGAUUUAUGCUUUUACGUUAGUCUGUGCUUAAUUGCUCCUUUCCUUGGGUCUGAUAAUAAAGCCGUCAUGCUAUAGAACAAAAGUAUUUCACUGUAAAAUGAGCAUGCAAUCUGCUGAUGAAAUCCCGAGGUGAGACUGAGUCAGAUUUCUAGCUAUAAAACAUGUAUUUUUGUAAACUACAAUACUAGUCUUUUUUUAUUUCUAUGUGUUCUAUCGAUCGGGUUGUCUAAUCCAAUUCAAAAUAUUUGCGUUUCGAUCUCGAUAUUAUCCCUUAGUAUAUUCUACUGAUGAUAGUAAAUUCAAGUUAAAAAAUCUAAAAAUAAUUGUAGUUGGGGCCCUCCUUAGCUGUGCGGUAAGACGCGCGACUACGAAGCAAGACCAGGGAAUCAAUAUUCGAGCAACGCCUAACAAUAUACCCUUUGUCGUCAACAGAGUUUGUUACUGACAAACGCACCUAGCGACAAACCUUUAUCAGAACCCGAACACAAUCAUUUGCCUUGCAUGCUCUGAUAUUUCCGAGAAUACGAUGCUAAUUUUGUAAUUAUUGUUCGAUUCUCGAAUAUUUCCAUAAAAGCAGAAACUAUGAUAACAUAAAACCGAAAUUUGCUCAAGAAAUAAUGCAAAAUAACGAGAUGAAAAGUUAGCAUCAAGAUUGGCUUUUUUUUUGUUGCUGACAAAAUUCUUCGAAUCUUUGUCAUUAUUCUCUCCGACAAAAACAAAGCUUUGUCGUUGGUUCUCUUUUGUUGCUCGUUUCGCAAGCGCAUUUCAGAAAAAUUGAUUCCCUGAGCAGGGCCAUGCUGAGGGUGGCUGGGUUCGAUUCCUGGCGCUGGUCUAGACAAUUUUCGGUUUGGAAAUUGUCUCGACUUCCCUGGGCAUAAAAGUAUCAUCGUGUUAGCCUCAUGAUAUACGAAUGCAAAAAUGGUAACUUGGCUUAGAAACCUCGAAGUUAAUAAUUGUGGAAGUGCUUAAUGAACGCUAAGCUGCGAGGCGGCUCUGUCCCAGUGUGGGAUGUAAUGCCAAUAAGAAGAAGAAGAAUUGUAGUAAUCUGAGAUCAGGUCACCAUAAACGUCAACUAGGGUUCAGUAAAGCAUAAACCUGUCUCAGUGUCACAAAAAAUGUCAGGUAUGGGCUUCAGAACCGAGUAUUAUAAAUGUAAAAUAAUUUCACGACAUACAGAAUUUUCAAACGGGUUCCUACUCUGGAGACAGGAGAGCUGACGGCUUCGGCAGUUUUUAAUAUAUUUCUAAUAAUUACCUAAUUUGUUUACAUGUCUUGCGCCUUGAAUUGUCUUCAAAAUUAUUUGAAUAAUGAACUAUUUAAUUGUCAUGCUUGAAACAACUUGAUCGAUAAAUAUGAUAACAGAAUGAAAAACUGCCUUAGUCGCCAGUUUCAGAUAUAUGUAACUACAAACUAAAAAUAAGAAAUUCUAACAAACCCAGAAAUACCUUCUCAAAUUCCAUAACCUUACGAAACAAUAAAUAACAAAAACAAAAAGUACAUACAGCUAUUCUCCAACACGGGUGAGGUUGCAUUUUUUUUUUACUUUUGCACAAACUCUUUUGCUGUAACGUGUGCACCGGAAGUUGUGCGAAGGGAAUAGUAGUCAUGAUUAAACUUGUGACCGUGUGAUUUCUGGUUGAAUGCUGCACAUAAUGUGACCAUCGAGAACAAAAAUGUAGGCAAAAGAAUGAUUGAAAUACUCAGAAAGUGCGAAUUGUGUGUCUGAUAUGAGGGAUGAAAUUUAUUUAUUCGUACUGAUAAAACUUGUAUAGCAAAACGAGAACGAUGAAACUAACGAACAAAACAAAAGAAGCAGUUAUCAAUUUAAAAUUCAACCAGUAAACAUAUUCGUUAUCAUUACCACGUAUUAUUUGAUAAAAGAACGAAAUAAUGAAAAUCUUGCACAUUAUCAGUUGUAAUGGCAUGAUGCAAAACCUAAAUAAGAUGCAACAUUUAUCAAGUUACUAUAUGAAACAGGAGAGCAAACAAAUGCUUGGAAUAAAUAUUUAAAAUACAGUUUAACUUCUUUUUGCUUGA